CCCGGCACUCCCCGCGAGGCCCCGGCUCCUGGGGUCACCUUUCCGAGCCUUUGGCCUUCCGCCGUUCGUGCUGCCGGCCUGGGCUCGUGCGCGAGGCCCUGCUUUGCAGAAACCAGCCACGAUGUUGCAGAACUUGAUGAAAAAUGUUUGGACUCCACUGAAGCCCUACUAUACCCAGGUUUACCAGGAGAUCUGGAUAGGAAUGGGUGUGAUGGGGUACAUUGUUUACAAAAUCAGAAGUGCUGAUAAAAAAAGCAAAGCUUUGAAAGGUUCAGAUUCAGCUGCUCCUGCUCAUGGACAUCAUUAACUGAAUUUACCUUAGGAUUAUGCAUAAUGUGAAACAUCAGGCUGGCUGUAAAUUUGGGCAUUUGACCAUAGAAGAAAGAAUGCAAGGGUUUCCCAUGUUAACUUUUAGGCUUUUGUUCAUACAGUGAAAUAAAGUCAUAUAUAUACAAGGAAA
Molecule: messenger RNA, 460 nt
Organism: Vombatus ursinus (common wombat)
Lineage: Eukaryota; Metazoa; Chordata; Mammalia; Diprotodontia; Vombatidae
Gene: ATP5MJ
Product: ATP synthase membrane subunit 6.8PL
Exons: 4
Coding region: 122-307 (61 amino acids)
Cellular component (GO): mitochondrion
Source: RefSeq, a predicted model, not a curated record